Erigeron canadensis is the source of this 1525-nucleotide messenger RNA. Its product is annotated as protein TRAUCO. Gene Ontology annotation, molecular function: protein binding; transcription cis-regulatory region binding. Lineage: Eukaryota; Viridiplantae; Streptophyta; Magnoliopsida; Asterales; Asteraceae. The transcript is spliced from 3 exons. Bases 118 to 1308 code for a protein of 396 amino acids. The record is from RefSeq and is a predicted model, not a curated record. Gene Ontology annotation, cellular component: Set1C/COMPASS complex.
UGACAAAUUUCAUUUCUCUAUAUUCACACCUCUCUUUAACCCUUCCCAUUCGCUCCCAAAAUCAAAACCCUAAAAACACACACACAAACACACACUUGGCGCCAAUUCCUCAUCACCAUGGACGACCUUCAAGCCACCUACAAAGACGACCAAUCAGACGACACAACACCCACCGAUCCAAUUCCACCGGAAACCGAUAUCCCAUCUGAAGAACUUUCCGACAACCCCAAUAACCCUAAAUCCCCCAAUUUCACCAAAAUCAUCUCUUCCGAAGAAGACGACGAAACCGAACCCGAACCCCCUUCGAAAAAACUCAAAAACAUUCUAGAAGUAUCCACACCCAUUCCCCCACCAAUUGUUACCAACAAGAAUUCCAAGAAAAAAAAGUAUAAUAAAUCCAAAGGAAACAAUGUUUGGACAAAACCCACUUCAAGAAAAGGCAAAAAAAGGACUAAAAGUACCACCACCGCCACUGCCCAAACCACCGAGGAUUCGGUGUUGAUUACGCCCGUAAACCGGUUUGCAGACAAAACCGAUGAUUCCGUUGAAAUGAGGAUAUGUUUGUCUAAGGUUUACAAAGCGGAAAAAGUGGAGUUAAGUGAGGAUAGGCUGUCUGCAGGGAGUUGUAAAGGGUAUAGAAUGGUCAGGGCGACACGAGGGGUAAAUGAUGGCAAUUGGUAUUUUGAGAUAAAGGUGAUGACUUUAGGCGAAACGGGGCAUACGAGGCUUGGAUGGUGUAACGAAAAAGGCGAUUUGCAGGCGCCCGUUGGGUACGAUGGGAAUAGUUAUGGGUAUAGAGAUAUUGAUGGGAGUAAAGUGCAUAAGGCUGUUAGGGAAAAGUAUGGGGAAGAAGGGUAUGGUGAAGGGGAUGUUAUCGGGUUUUAUAUUAGUUUGCCUGAUGGGAAAAAGUAUGCACCGAAACAACCACAGUUGGUUUUGUAUAAAGGGCAGAAGUAUGCUUAUGCUUCCGAUACGAAAGACGAGCCUCCUAAAGUUGUCCCAGGAAGUGAAAUAUGUUUUUUCAAAAAUGGAAUUUGUCAAGGGUCUGCUUUCAAGGAUCUCCAUGGUGGGCGUUACUACCCGGCUGCUUCAAUGUACACUCUUCCUCAUCAGAGUAACUGUGUUGUCAAAUUCAACUUUGGUCCUGAUUUUGAAGCCUUUCCGGAAGACUUUGGUGGACGUCCUAUCCCAACACCAAUGAUUGAAGUUCCAUAUCAUGGCUUUGAUGGCAGAGUUCAAAAUGGCAAUCCUUUGGGUUCCACUAGAAUGUGCCCCAUGCUGAAAGUGGUAAAAGAGAACAACUAUUGAUAUCGCUGAAGCAGACUAAGUAUCAGUUGGAUACUCUCAAUCAGUGAGAUCUUGUAUAAAAGGUACAUAGUCUUGUACCCUUCAUCAACUUCAUACUCUUGGCGAUGGACUUUGAAGGGGAUGUACCAAGUAGUUCAGUGUAGAAUAUCCCAUGUAUAAUUAAAUGUAAUGUAAUGUAAUGUAUUAAUGUUAUCUUCUGAAGAAUUUAAAAACGUAA